Pecten maximus is the source of this 3964-nucleotide messenger RNA. Its product is annotated as FTS and Hook-interacting protein-like. NCBI's taxonomy places the organism in Eukaryota, Metazoa, Mollusca, Bivalvia, Pectinida, Pectinidae. Bases 159 to 3653 code for a protein of 1164 amino acids. The record is from RefSeq and is a predicted model, not a curated record. The transcript has 13 exons.
GGUGUCUGUUGUGAUGUGACGUUUUUGGUCAAUGGUUGAGGUGUACUUCCUUCAACGUAUACGACGAUGUAGCAAUUCGGUGGUACCAGAUCGAAGUCACUAUGAACUUAACAAGAUAAAACGUUUGAUUCGACUUUGUUAUGAAACCUUGAAACACCAUGUCUUGGUUCAAACGAGGAAAAGCAGACAGCAGGAACAGUGCUGACCAUCUGAGUGACAAUGGCAGUACAUCUAGUGGACGGUCAAGGACGGACACCGAUCCAGAAACAUGUCUGGAGGUAUUCCAGAACCAUUGGACACAAGCCCAGAGCAUCAUCACGGCCAGAGAAUCCAACAGCAUUGGCAAAAAUCAGGAGCCCUGUACCUACGAUGAUGUAGAAGCUGUUGUGAAAAACUUUGAGCAGAUGAUUAACUUACUUGCUAGUGAAGACGGUUUAGAUGAAAAUGGCCAAGGCAUGCCGGGGCCUAUUCUUCAUUAUCUUCUUGAGCAAAACAUUUUUGAAAAAUUUUGUACCUGGUGUCAAAAUCAGGCUGAAUAUAGUGAAAAGUUAAAAUUAGAACAGUUACGAAUGUUUGAGAUGUUAAUUGGACAGUCUCAUCAGUUGUUGCUCAUCCACAAAGCUGUGAUAAACCCAAUCCUCCGACUUCUAUCGUCCUGUGUACAGGACACAAAUUCAAGAGGAAUCGAGAGUAGACUUGUACUAAUACUUCACCAAAUAUGUGCUUCCAUCUCCCAACAGACUGUUAUACUAGAAAGCUUUUUCAAUGCUAAUGCUGACCAUGGUCCAGCAAAGUUUCUGAUUUUUUCGUUGUUGAUUCCGUUCAUCCACCGUGAAGGAACAAUAGGUCAACAGUCCCGAGAUUCUCUAUUGUUGAUCAUGACGUUAUCAUCUAAACACCCGCAUAUUGGAGAAUUCAUUGAGAAAUAUUCCGACUUUUGUCCCGUACUGGCUACGGGACUGAGCGGUUUGUACUCAUCACUUCCCCGUAAGAUCCCAGUGCCUGCAGAGGACUGGUACCAGAUUACACAAGAUGAUAUCAACCAGGUUCCGGGAAUCCAGAUGUUCCUUAACUCCCUGGAGUUCUGUAACGCUGUAGUACAGAUCUCCCACUCCAGCAUCAGUGAACAGUUGAUAGAAUAUAUAUACAAGGGGUUCCUGGUUCCUGUGAUGGGUCCAGCCCUACAUCAGGACGUUUCAGGUCUUCCACUUCCCCUCCUUGAUUCUCCAAUGUUUGCGAAUUCCCGAGAGGAGGUGAUAGCAGCCACAGCUUACCUAGAACUGUUUCUGAGGAAGAUUACAGAGCCAGCACUCACACGAGCUUUCCUCAAAUUUAUCCUCACAGAACAGAAUGAUGAGAUUGUUAUAUUAGAGUCGCUGGUCACGAGAAUCAACAGCAGCACCAAGCUGUUGUGUGUCGUUUCUCUAUCCCUGUUCAAAACACUGAUUGAUAAAAACUGUGAAGAUGUUUUGUUCCAGCUGAUUCUCAGGUACUUGAUUCCGUGUACCCAUGUAAUGGUGAGUCAGCGGCGAGCUGUAAAAGAUGUUGAUCUGUACGGCAAGAGUGCCGAGAAGUUUCUUUCUCUCCGUCCAAACUGUUGUGUACCUGAUCCCAGUGAAAGCCCCAAGGGUGGAAGCUCUUCACCAACUACAGACAGAUUUGUGGGAUUGGGUAUCGCUAGCCCUUCCCCAGCCUUGCCCCCGGCCUCCAGGCCCAAGCGUGGCCUCGGCAGCUUUCUACGGGCACGAAAACAGGAACAGGAGUAUCAGCGUACACGUAGAAGAGCUGCCUCCUCCUUGGAUACGCCUAAGACGGCCUUGUCUCCUGCUAGCUCCAAAGGUAGCAAGCUGGAGCAUUUUGAGACCAAUUACAACGAUUAUCUCCAGGAGGCACGGAAGUCCCUCGAGAACACAUGUAAGGCGUGUCGUUGCUGGACGUACCCUUAUGAUGGGGAGAACCCCUCUCCAACUGUGUUCACAGACUUGGACACACCGUCCUCACCGGACAGCAUGUGUGAUGAUAGUAAACGUACUAGUUUGGGUGACUCAGUGUUAGAUAGUACAGUAGGUAAUAAUACAACGCCUGGCGUGUUGAUGUUGUCCCAUGGUAACGUGAAUUCCACCAUGUUCAGCGACAGUAACACACCGACUGGGGCUACUUCUCCCAGUAUAAUGUCAAAAGGUACUGCACUAGUGAACCGCGACUUUAGGUCGUAUCUAGCUUUGAUUGACGUGACGUCUCCAGACGAGGAUAGUAAAAAAACUCCGUUUUACCAGUCGGAAGUGUCAGAGAUUUUAAGACAGUAUGAUUCAACGCACUCUGAGCGCUGGAGCCGAUCCGAUCAGGAGGAUAUAUCUGAUUUUAUGUCCUAUCUGACAGAGGUUGGCACUCCGCCAGAAUAUGAACAGGACCGGACUAUAGAAGAGAGCAUCCUGUCUUUAGAUUCAGUGCUGUCUGACCUUUGUUCAGGGUCAUCAGGUUCCAAUUUAUACACCUGUCUGGGAUCGGAGAGUAGUGAAAAUGAUAGUGUAUUCAGAAAUAGUGUACUAGGAUCAACACAUAGUGAUAAUCAAAUCUCACCUACACCUCAGAAUAAUGGAAAUGAUGGUACAGCGUUUGAUGUGAUAGACUCCAAAAUGAUGCCCAUGAUGUCUGAAGAUGUUUCGGACCAGUUAGAGGAGCAGACGUCUCCUGGGAACCCUCAGGAUGCCACAAGCUUUGUAGAAAUCACCCUGUCCUCAUUCACAUCCGAGACAAACGCACACGAUUCUUUAUCAAAACUGAAGCGUACAAAUUCUCUUACAUCUGUAAAUACCAAAGAAAAUGGAUGUCGUUCUCCAACUAAAACUGUGAGUUUUUCCCUCCCUAACCCUUCUAUGCAAAUGCCAACCUUGUCCUCAGGAAUCAUCCAAGUGCCUUCUGCAGAUUCCAGUGGUAAGCCCACGGACACCUCACCUAGCAUAGGACCGUUCCUGAGCAGUCUAUUUAGCAAGCUGGAAGGAAUGAUGCAAAACAACCUGUCAAUCAACCUGGUAUUGACAGGAGUGAUUGCUCGUCUGGCCGCCUACCCUCAACCAUUGCUGCGAUCCUUCCUUCUCAAUCAUAACCUGGUAUUCCAACCCACAGUCAAAUCUCUAGUCCAGGUUCUUACGUCAGUGCGUCAGAAGGUAGACAACUACUCGUACACACUUCCAAACUUUGAGGACCUCUUGUUGCAAGCAAGACAAAACUUGGCAACACGGGAGGAAAACUGGAGACUUGGCCGGAACUAUAGUUUUCUACCGCAGAAUGUCGCUACCACUCCUACCACACCCAAAACAUCGCCUAUAAAUAAUGUCAACGUCCAAAUCAAAGAAAAGAAGAAGCUGAGUCUGACUGACUUACUGUUUAGACGUUCCCCUGUGGGGACCAAAAGACCAAUAGCACCUCCACGGAGAGGAGCCCCCCAGAUGGAGAUGGUUCCCGGUCGAGGGUACCGAUACGUGCACCGACAAAAACCGCCAGAACCAGUACUCACUAACCCAAUGGACUCCUCAAAGACACGCAACAUUGUGUAUUGUGCUCUUAUUCUCGAGGAAUUUGUUAAAGAAUUGGCUUCCUUUAGUCAGGAACAUUCAGUCUUGUUACGAGACGAAGGUUACUACAGCAAUUAAGUUUGCUUGUCUUUCAUUAGGGUUGAAAAUCAAUGCCAUUUUUUAUGUCAAAAUAUUUGUCUUAGAAAAGUUCAUCAAAAAAUCGUAUAGUUUUGAUAUUUUUACGUUACGUAGAAAAAUCAUGCAGUGAUUGAAAAGACUUUAGUCGAGUCCUGUUUAUAGAUUGAGAAGAUUUUGAAUUUUGUACACAAAAAUUGUUUAACGUUGAUAUGAGAAUGAUGAAAUAGCAGUAGCUUCACAAAAUAGUCAUUAUAACUGCCAGGUGUUGUUUUAAUUAAGAGAUCUUUUGCUUGAUAUUCAGUGCUUCAUCA